ACUGCAAAUAUAGCACAGGGGAUGACCAGAGACUGCAAACAUAGCACAGGGGAUGACCAGAGACUGCAGACACAGUACAGGAGAUGACCAGAGACUGCGAACAUAGUACAGGAGAUGACCAGAGACUGCAGAGACUGCAAACAAGCUGUCACAGUCGGGUGCCCACACUGGAGAUGCCGGUGCCGGGGAGAGAAGACGGUCUGUGAAAGCAGGACACUGCUGGACCGAGGAACAGGUAGGACCAAGGAGCAGGUUCUUCUGCACAGUAGAGUCGAGCAGCCGGCCCAGUAUUCUAACAUGGCAGCAGCAAGAACACCG
This is a messenger RNA of Staurois parvus, 318 nucleotides long. The record is from the annotation of a GenBank genome assembly. NCBI's taxonomy places the organism in Eukaryota, Metazoa, Chordata, Amphibia, Anura, Ranidae.